Molecule: messenger RNA, 429 nt
Organism: Phasianus colchicus (ring-necked pheasant)
Lineage: Eukaryota; Metazoa; Chordata; Aves; Galliformes; Phasianidae
Source: RefSeq, a predicted model, not a curated record
AUGAAUAAACUGUGCUUGCUGACUGGGAACUGGAGGAACGACCUGGGCUCCAGCAUGAUCAUCGGGGCUGUGAAUGACAGGGGCGAGUUCAGCGGCAGCUACCUCACAGCUGUGGCAGACGCACCAAAUAACAUCACAUGGUCACCGCUGCUUGGGAUCCAAAACAACACAGUCUGCCAGCCCACCUUUGGCUUCACAGUGCAAUGGACGUUUAUAGAGUCCACCACUGUCUUCACGGGCCAGUGCUUCAUAGACAGGAAUGGGAAGGAGGUCCUGAAGACCAAGUGGCUGCUGCGGUCAAGUGUUGGUGACAUUGAUGAUGACUGGAAAGCCACCAGGGUUGGCAACAACGACUUCACUCGCAUGCACACAGUGCAGAAUGAGGAUGACCUCGCCAGUCCCACAUCAGCAACAACGCUGGAGUGCUGA